CUCAGGAAGAGCAAAGGCGACCUCAUUAAUGGUUCUCUUCGCAUCUUAGAAUAUCAUUGAAUUUUCUGCGGAUGAAGGCUUUUAUUUGAACAAGACCAAGAGGUAAAGUGCGGCGAUAGAAAAUAUUCAGAUUACUUAUGCCUCAAUAGAGCCGAAGUUCAAUCAAACUGCAACCCAGACAACCAAAGCGGAAGGAAUGGGAUAUCCGAUUGGUACAGUUCUAUUUCAGCUAUUUCGCUCCUACCAUAGUCGCAUGAAUAAGUAUAGUUUGUUGGAUAAUCAUCACGGAAUACUCAUUUUGUUUCAUUUUCAUGACGUGAAUCAGCGGCUUUAUGAUCAGUGCGGCGAUAGAAAAUAUUCAGAUUACUUAUGCCUAAAUAGAACUGAAAUUCAAUCAAACUGCAACCCAGACAACCAGAGCGGAAGAAAUGAUAUAUCCGAUUGGUACAGUUUUAUUUCAGCUAUUUCACUCAUAUCAUAGUCGCAUGAAUAAGAGUAGUUUAUGGGAUAAUCAGUACGAAAUACUCAUUUUGUUUCAUUUUCUGACGUUAAAAUCAAGAACUGAAACGAAGCGGAGUGAAUUUUCGUGACAUGAGCACAACGGCAAAAUAGACCGCUCAGUUUCUCCAGGCCAACAGACAGUAAGUAAGAUGAAGCUUCGAAGAGGAAUUCAGUCGUACCGUAAUAUUCUCUCAGAACGAAAACCUCGGUGUAUUUGGACGGUAGAAGCGUGUCUCGAAGCUAAGAUUGUAGUGAAGUUGAGCUAAUAUCGUCGUGGAAAGGGAUAAACAAAAUAUAAAAUCGUCAAAUCAAUAGCCUAAUUGUGAACUUAGUACUACCUUUUCAGUUAGUCAUUUCUUGAUUUCUUUGUUCUUUUUAUCGUCUUCUAGAAAUCUUCCGAACAUAUUGACCAAGCUGAUUUGGGUUUAUUCUCACUGCACAGCAAUUAGAUUUGGGUAAGUGCCAAGGGGUAUCUCAGUGACAUAUUGACAAGUUUUGGCGUAUCUCAGUUAAUUACGAUUCGAGUAUUGUCUCUGUCAUGGUCUACUGGGUAGCGUUUGAGAUUAAUGUGACCGUUUCAGUCAGGAUUGUCAGUAUUUUUCAUUUUCGAAGGAGUUUCUGAUGAAUUGACCUUAUUCACCCUGACCUAGAUUCCCCAAGAACCAUGAAUGAGACGGAGGAGAUGGCCUCGAUGAUAUCAACUGAGAUGGAACCAAACCGUCAACGAAAGUGCACUUGCUGCAAGCCCUCCCUCGGCCGGAUGAUUUCCAUGAUUAUGUAUUUAUUGCUUUUGCUGGCUGAAUUAGUGGCUACUUUCACUUUCAUUUAUUAUUUUGGAAAAUCAGUAUCGCCCGUUUUCACUUCGGAGAGUCACUUAAAAACCACGAAUGUAUCAUCUAGCACCAAAAAUGCCUCUCGCGUAUUUCCAAUGCAGCUUGUGCGCUACUUCGGCAUGACAGAAUCUUACUCCAGACUGAUUAUGGCCUUAAAUUGUUUGGACACAGUGAACUGUUGGAUCUUUCUUGGAGCAGUUUUCAUAUCUCCGCAUUUCACCGGCUUCUGCCCUCUGAUGAAAAAUCUUAUUCGUUUGCCGAAAUUUUGGACCUUACUAUUUGUAUUUGUGCUCUUUGUCACAGGGAAUGUUAUUGAGAGCACAAGUUCCUCAAUCGUCGCAUCCGUAUACAAAUUUAGAGCUAUGGUAGCAGUUUGCGUUACGUUCUCCCUGAAUGCGUUCUUUGUAACAAUGAUUCUUGGAGUUCUGAAUGAAAUGAAAAUUUGCCAUAUGGCGCCGGGGCAAGUGCACUUAAUAUUUAAGGGGGCACUUAUUAUCUUCUGCUUUCGAUUGCUUGUAUAUUUGAUUAAUACAAUACUUUAUUUAGCUGUAAUCUUAUAUUUAAUCGCUGGAGUGAAGGAUAGCUAUUGGCGGAAGGGAGGUACGUUUACAACCUGUGUAAGUAGUUUUCUUUUCUUGCCUUUUUACAAAAAAGGAACUGAACUUGUAUGGACAAAAAUAUUUCAUGAUGACAAGUACAUCAUAGGGAAGAUUAGAGGCCCUGAGAGACAAGACAGAGAUUUAAAUAGUACCAUCCAGGCUGUUUAA
Messenger RNA from Pocillopora meandrina, 2101 nucleotides. The record is from the annotation of a GenBank genome assembly. NCBI's taxonomy places the organism in Eukaryota, Metazoa, Cnidaria, Anthozoa, Scleractinia, Pocilloporidae.